This is a messenger RNA of Salvia miltiorrhiza (redroot sage), 1323 nucleotides long. RefSeq names its product protein-tyrosine-phosphatase IBR5-like. Bases 212 to 1030 code for a protein of 272 amino acids. The transcript is spliced from 5 exons. The record is from RefSeq and is a predicted model, not a curated record. Gene Ontology annotation, cellular component: nucleus. Gene Ontology annotation, biological process: negative regulation of MAP kinase activity; protein dephosphorylation; abscisic acid-activated signaling pathway. Lineage: Eukaryota; Viridiplantae; Streptophyta; Magnoliopsida; Lamiales; Lamiaceae. Gene Ontology annotation, molecular function: protein tyrosine/serine/threonine phosphatase activity; MAP kinase phosphatase activity.
UAUUUUCUUUCACAAUAUAUAUUUGGAUUGAAUGAUGAUGAAAUUCAGAACUACUAUUCAAAACUCUUGAGAAAAUUCAGAACUUGUUUGCUAUAUAAUGGCGAUGCGCACAUGAUCACCGGUGAGAGAGAAAAUUCAGCGCUUCCACUGCCGAAUUCCCCUUUCGCAAAACCCUCAAAAACCUCAAUUCCGAAGAAUUCAGCACCACUUGAUGAGGAAGAGAGAGAGAGAGAAUCCCUGCGGGAUUUGCGGCCACUACCACAAGUUCGAGGAGGGCGAGGUCUGCGGCAUCUGCGGCCACCGCAUGCCCGCCGGCGCCGAUAAAUCCGCCGUCCACGUCAGCGCCUUCGCCUCCGAGAUCCUGCCCGAGUUCCUCUAUCUCGGCAGCUUCGACAAUGCCGCCCGCAGCGAGCUUCUCAAGUCCCAGGGCAUCUCCUGUAUUCUCAAUACUGUCCCUGCUUGUCAGAAUUUGUACAAGAACUCGUUUACCUAUCACUGUCUACAGUAUGAUCAAAAACUGCCGUUUGAUGAUGCAAUUCAGUUUCUGGAGCAAUGCGAAAAGGAGAGGGCUCGGGUUCUGGUACACUGCAUGUCUGGUAAAAGCAGGUCUCCGGCCAUAGUAAUGGCUUACUUGAUGAAAAGCAAGGGCUGGAAACUUGCACAGAGUUAUCAAUGGGUGAAAGAACACCGGCCUUCAGUCGAACUACAUCCAGUGGUGCACCAACAAUUACAGGAAUACGAGCAGAAACUAUUCGGUUCAAUAGAGAAUAGUGGUAUGGGCAUGCCGAAUUUGUCUUCUUUAAGCUUUGGCUUCUCAAGGCCAAAUGAUACACCACUGGCUGCAGCAGCAGCUCCUGUUUUUACCAACACUAGCAAUGCUUCUAUCUUCGCCCGUCCCUUGCCCGACGUCCCCUCUCAAGAAUUCACCUUCGGAGCUGGCCCGACUCCAGAGACCGCACCUCGUAACUCUGGUCUCAACACCAGCAGCAAUAUCCCAGCUGUCAACGACGUUUCCAUGGACGGUUCUUGACCGGUGGGAUGAUACCAAUCACACGUCGCCUGGUGCUAGAACCAUCGGUGAGAAGUAGGGUUUUACGGCGAAGCUGGGAUGCAAAGUGAUGAUUUUCAGCACUCUAGCCUAUGAUGAACUGAAGUGAACUGAUUGGAACCUAGCCACCCAUCUCUUUUGUGAAUUCUAUAUAGAUGAUAAUUUCUUGGUGUUGAAUUUUAUUAGUUCUUUUUUUUUUCCUUUUCUUUUUAGUUAAGAGAAUACGUACGUUGCCUGCAUAUAUGACUGAAAAUGAAAUGAUUUUACCUGCACCA